Exophiala aquamarina CBS 119918 is the source of this 4797-nucleotide messenger RNA. RefSeq lists its product as uncharacterized. Bases 1 to 4797 code for a protein of 1598 amino acids. Gene Ontology annotation, biological process: transmembrane transport. The record is from RefSeq and is a predicted model, not a curated record. Gene Ontology annotation, cellular component: membrane. Gene Ontology annotation, molecular function: ABC-type transporter activity; ATP hydrolysis activity; ATP binding. NCBI's taxonomy places the organism in Eukaryota, Fungi, Ascomycota, Eurotiomycetes, Chaetothyriales, Herpotrichiellaceae. The transcript has 2 exons.
AUGACAGCUUCUCUGGCAAUAGCGAUCUCGUGUCUUGCAGCGGUAGCUGCACUAUCAGUCCCAGCACUCUAUCAGUGCCUAGAACGAGUGCGAGCGAGAAAAGAUCACUACUCAGAACUGCCAGGCCUCUACGAGGAUGAAGAUGGAACAGCUACUGAGGAGUCUCAAGAAGCAUACUCGGAUUUCCUCCCACGCAUAAUUUUAAUCUUAACCUCAGCAAUUGCCAGCGCCGACGCAUUAAUCGGCGCGGUCCUCACAACCUCACGGUCUCACACUUCGCUUUCCAUCGAACAAUGGCUUCAAUUUGCGACCUGGGUUUGCAUUUGCUUUCAAGCGAUCUCAAUCUUCACCACACUGUCUUCUGUGAAACGCUACGACCUGGGAAUUUGGACUGGAAUAUCGUCCCUACUCCAUUUCUUUGCAGUGGCCUUUGAGAACAUCUCGUUGUGGCAGUCACGUGUAAAUCCAUAUCCACGAAACGUUCAUCUUACUCUUUCAGUUAUUCAGCUCGCGGCUGGACUCAUUCUCACCCUUGCCAGCCUCUUGAUCCCGCGACGUCCUGAUGUUUACUGGAAUGGGCAUGUCGUUGACCGACAACAUACGACCUCUGUACUAAACAAGAUUUCUUUCACGUGGCCAGGGACUAUAUUGACAACUGCAGUCAAUAACAGGGGCCUGAAUUACGAUGAUCUGGCAGAAGUUGGCCAUGAAGCGCGCUCCCGAGAACUACGGCGCGAGUUUGAAGCUGUUGAGAAACAAGAUAAACUUUGGAAGACUCUCUUCUGGGCACGAAAAGGAAUCUUUCUCCAGCAAUGGGGUCUUCAGACAAUGACCUCAUUCACGCAGUUCCUGCCUCAAGUCGCUCUCUACGCUAUCCUCAAAGCCCUGGAACGUCGCGACGCAGGUGAUGAUGUUGCUCUACGCUCCUGGCUGCUCGUGAUUGGCCUGGGUGCUGCCGACAUAUUCUCUACCUGGCUAGAGGCAAGGGCGUUUUUCGUCAUAUUCCUGAAGAUUGGUGUACCGAUCUACGAACAAUUAUCGGCAGUUAUAUUCAGUAAAGCCAUUCGGCGAAAGGAUGUCAAAGGGGCAGGAAAGAAAAGGGAAGGAAAAGCCCCUGCAGAAAAUGGGGAAGUACCACCGAAUGGUGAAGUUAAUGAUGAUGCAGAUGCAGAUCCAAACGACGAGUCCGGUUUGUCCGAAGAGGACGCCGAAGAAGACUUUCAGAAGUCAAGGCAAAGCACCAUCAAUCUCGUCGGAGUUGACUCCAAGCGUAUUGCUGACUUCGCAUCUUUCAACGACAUCUUUCUCGGCUCUGCUAUCAAGAUGGUCCUUGCCUGUGGUUUCCUGCUCAAAUUGAUCGGACCAAUCCCGCUGUUGACAGGGCUGGCGCCAUCUCUUGCAAUCACUCCCCUGAACGCAAUUACCGCGAAACGUUAUGCGGCUGCACAGGAUGAUCUUAUGAAGUAUCGCGAUCAGAAGAUGGCUGUUGUCACUGAAGCACUUCAAGGCAUACGCCAAAUCAAGUUCAGUGCCCUCGAGCGCAACUGGCACGAUAAGAUCCUGCGAUCUCGAAAACGAGAGCUGGAUACACAAUGGCAGGUCUUUAGAUAUGACACGAUGUUGAUCAGCAUCUGGAUAUUUGGACCUGUCACUUUGUCUGCAAUUUCUUUAGCUGUUUAUGCACUCAUUCACAAGGAACUGAGUGCAUCUGUGGCAUUCACAACAAUUUCAGUGUUUGAACAAAUUGAGAUGACUUUGGCCGUCGUUCCUGAGAUGGUCACUGAUCUUCUGGAUGCCAUCAUUUCGGCAAACCGGAUACAGGAUUAUCUUGAUGCGCCUGAGAGGACGGAAUAUGCUCAGCCUGGCGAUACUAUCUCCUUUCAGAAUACAACUAUAGCAUGGCCAGCCGAUGACAUAGAGCAAGAGGAAGCUCAAUUUAGAUUGAAAAACUUGGACAUCGACUUCCCAAAGAAAGAAUUGAGUGUUGUUUCAGGCCGGACAGGCUCUGGAAAAAGCUUGCUUCUUGCUUCAAUCAUCGGUGAAGCGGAAGUGCUGGAUGGAGUUCUGACAGUACCCAAGGCACCAUUGGCCGAAGACCGCUAUGACUCUGCUGCCAAUAAGGGCAAUUGGUGUAUUGAAUCUUCUAUCGCCUUUGUUGCUCAGAUUCCUUGGAUUGAGAAUGCGACAAUUCGCGACAACAUACUUUUCGGUCUUCCACUUGACAACACUCGAUACCGAAAAGUGCUCAAGGCAUGUGCACUUACCAAAGACUUGGAAAUGCUCGAAGAUGGGGAGCUAACAGAUAUUGGUGCUAAUGGGAUCAAUCUCAGCGGUGGCCAGAAGUGGCGUGUUUCCUUUGCAAGGGCCCUGUACUCCAGAGCAGGGAUUUUGAUUCUUGACGAUAUCUUCUCCGCAGUUGAUGCUCAUGUUGGUCGACAAUUGUUCGAGGAGGCCCUGACAGGAGAGCUUGGGGAAGGGCGAACUAGAAUUCUUGUGACGCAUCAUGUUGCCCUUUGUCUAUCAAGGACGAAAUAUAGUGUCCUUCUGUCGGAUGGCACUGUCGAAGUGGCAGGGAGGACGGAGGAGCUCAGGAAGAACGGAAAACUAAAACUCAUCCUUGCCCAAGAUAUUGAGGAUCAGCAGAAGCAGGAGGAAGUCGAAGCAGAAAAAGAAAACGCUCUCAUUGUUGAUGAUGGUGGAGGACUACAAAAACUCCUUACGAACCAGUCUCGUCGGUCCAGGAGGAGGUCCACCACCAGUGAAUUUGAUCGAAAUCUAAGUCGUCGUCGAUCCCAUGCCACCCUCGAUGACCAAAAACCUAGGGAUGCACCGAAGAAAUUCACCGAGGAUGAGCAACGUGAGACGGGUGCGAUCAAAUACAACAUCUACAAAUCGUACAUCAAAGCGUGUGGGGGCUACAGCUAUUGGCUUUUUGUCCUGAUGGUAUUCUUAUCAUGGGUUGCUGUCUUCCUGGGUCGAUCGUAUUGGAUAAGUAUAUGGACGAGGUCGUACGAGACCGAGUCUGUUUUCCAGAAUCGCCUCGUCCAGCAGUCCUUGGGUGCACUUCGAAACGUGCAGUCAAGGCUCGAGGCCACACAAAUCGAUCCCAAUCUGAGAUACUACUUGGGUGUCUACGUUGCAAUUUCCCUUUCCGCAUGGGUCAUUGGCACGAUUCGGUACCUCUUUGUCUUUUUAGGUUCCAUUCAAGCGUCCAGGGUUCUUUUUGAGAACCUGGCAUUCGCGAUCCUCCGUGCACCACUCCGCUUUUUGGAUACUGUGCCCCAAGGGCGCAUUCUUAAUCGAUUCACUGCCGAUUUCAACAUGCUGGACUCACGAAUUUCCAUGGAUCUGGCUUUUAUGCUGCACAACUUUAUGUUUGUUCUCUCAAUCAUCAUCGCAGGCCUCCUCGUUUCCGGUUUCAUGAUAUUCUUCGUCCUCGCGCUCAUCCUAGUUUGCGCUUACUACGCUUCCCGCUAUCUAGCAGGUGCAAGGGAAGUGAAGCGACUGGAAAGCAAUGCCAAAUCACCAGUGUUUGAGCAAUUUGGUUCUGUGCUCAUGGGCAUCGGGACGAUUCGUGCUUUCGACAAAUCACAGGACUAUCUCGAGAGAAUGUACAAGAAAAUCGAUACUCAUUGUCGAGCAUAUUGGCAUCUCUGGCUUUUUAAUCGCUGGAUGGGGUGGCGUUUGAACAUGUUAGGUGCCUUCUUUGUAACGAUUACUGCGGCUUUGAUUGUGAGCAUUACGAGUAUCGACUCUUCACUCGCAGGAUUUGCCCUGAGUUUUUCGCUCGGCAUGUCAGAAGGUGUUAUUUGGUUUCUCCGGCAGUAUUCGAAUGUUGAGUUGGACAUGAAUGCAACAGAACGAAUUGUUGAAUACAGUAACAUUACAAUCGAAGACCAAGGUGGCCACGAUGCACCCGCCGCGUGGCCAACAGAAGGGAAACUUGAAGUGGAGGACUUAGUUGUCGGAUAUGCGCCAGACCUUCCACCUGUGCUCAAAGGAUUGACGUUCAGCGUGGCACGGAAUCAACGUAUCGGCGUUGUGGGACGUACAGGAGCAGGUAAAUCCUCGCUGACACUGUCACUUUUCCGCUUCCUGGAAGCCCGCUCGGGAAGCAUUCUGAUUGAUGGAGUGGACAUCUCUAAGAUCAAGCUUUACGACCUUCGAUCUCGACUGGCCAUCAUUCCUCAAGAUCCCGUCCUUUUCUCAGGCACCGUCCGAAGCAAUCUAGAUGCAUUUGACGAGCACACAGACUCCGAACUCCGCGAAGCUCUCGCGCGGGUGCACCUCAUCUCCUCCACAACCACCUCGUCCGUUCAUGCCAGUGGACAGGCAACACCCACCAUCAACGGCGACGACCGCACACCAAAACACACGAACACCAACGUCUUCAAGUCGCUCAGCUCCCGCAUUUCCGAAGGCGGGCUCAACCUCUCGCAAGGCCAACGCCAACUCCUCUGCCUCGCACGCGCGAUCGUGUCACGGCCCAAGAUCAUGGUCCUGGAUGAAGCCACCUCGGCCGUAGACAUGGAGACUGACGCGCUCAUCCAGCGCUCCAUCCGCGAGGAAUUCACCAAUUCGACGCUGAUUGUGAUUGCGCAUCGACUCAGCACCAUCGCUGACUUCGACCGCAUUCUUGUUCUUGGCGAGGGCAAGGUCGUUGAGUUCGACACGCCGUCUGAUUUGAUGAAACGCGAAAAUGGUGUGUUUAGGGACAUGGUUGAGAAGAGUGGUGAGCGCUCGGAGUUGGAGAAGAUCAUUCAUGGGAUGGAGGGUGGUGAGGCGUCGGCUGCGUAA